Messenger RNA from Gorilla gorilla gorilla (western lowland gorilla), 5400 nucleotides. RefSeq names its product osteocrin (gene OSTN). Gene Ontology annotation, biological process: hormone-mediated signaling pathway. The record is from RefSeq and is a predicted model, not a curated record. Bases 2259 to 2660 code for a protein of 133 amino acids. Gene Ontology annotation, molecular function: signaling receptor binding. The transcript has 6 exons. NCBI's taxonomy places the organism in Eukaryota, Metazoa, Chordata, Mammalia, Primates, Hominidae.
UUAAACCUUUUUCUCCAUAAAUUAUCCAGUCUCAAGUAUGUCUUUAUAGCAGUGUGAGAAUGGACUAAUACAGUAAAUUGGUACCACAGAAGUGGGGCAUUGUUAUAAAGCUACCUAAAAAUGUGAAAGCAGUUUUGGAACGGGAUAAUGGGCAGAGAUGGAACAGUUUGGAGGGCUCAGAAAAAGACAGCAAGGUAAGGGAAAGUUUGGAACUUCCAAGAGACUUACUGGAUGGUUUUGACCAAAAUGCGAUAGUGAUAUGGACAAUGAAGGCCAGUCUGAGGGGCUCUCCGAUGGAGAUGAGGAACUUACUGAGAAUUGGAGUAAAGGUCAUUUUUGCUGUGCUUUAGAAAAGAGACUGGCAGGAUUGUUCCCCUGCUCUAGGGAUCUGUGGAACCUUGAACUUGAGAGAGAUGAUUUAGGAUACCUGGAGGAAUAAAUUUCUAAGCAGCAAAGCAUUCAAGAUGUGGCCUAGCUGCUUCUAAAUGCCUAUGCUCAUUUGCAUAAACAAAUAAAUGACCUGAAACUGAAACUUAUAAUUAAAAGAAAAGCAGACCAUAAAAGUUUGAAAAAUUUUCAGCCCAACCAUGUGGUAGGAAAAACAAAAAAACAGACAACAACAACAACAACAAAAAGACAUUUUUUCUGGGGAGGAAUUCAGGAAGGCUGCAGAAAUCCACAUAAGUAAAUAGGAGUCCAACAUUAAUAGCCCAGACAAUGGGGAAAAUGCCUCUAAGAAAUUUCAGAGACCUUCAUGGCAGCCCCUCCCAUGAUAGGCCUGGAAGUCUAGGAGGGAAAAAUGGCAUUCUAUAUCCUGGUCACUUCAGCUCCAGCUGUGGCUAACGAGGCCAAUGUACAGCUCAGGGAAUUGCUUCAGAGGAUGCAAGCCCCAAGCCUUGGCAGCUUCCACACUGUGUUGGGCCUGCAGGUGCACAGAAGGCAAGAGUUGAGGUUUGGGAACCUCUGCCUAGAUUUUAGAGGGUAUAUGGAAAUGCCAGGAUGUUCAGGCAGAAGUCUGCUACAGGGACAGAGCCCUUAUGGAAAACCUCUACUAGGACAGUGUGGAGGGAAAAUGUAGGGCUGCAACCCCCACCCCCCACAGAGUCCCCACUGAGGCAUUACUUAGUGGAGCUAUGAGAAGAGGGCCACCAUCCUGCAGACCCCAGAAUGGUAGAUCCACUGACAGUUUGCAUUGUGUGCCUGGAAAAGCUGCAGGCACUCAAAACAAGCAUGUGAAAGCAGCCAUCAGGGGUGUAUUCUACAGAGCCACAGAGGCAGAGCUUCCCAAGGCCUUGGGAGCCCACCCUUUGCAUCAGCAUGCCCUGGAUGUGAGAUGUGAUACAUGGAGACAAAGGAGAUUAUUUUGGAGCUUUAAGUUUUAAUGACUGGCCUGCUAGGUUUUGGACUUGCAUGGGCCUGUAGUCCCUUUGCUUUGGCCAGUUUACCCAUUUGGAAUGAGAGCAUUUACCCAAUGCCUGUACCACCAUUGUAUCUUGGAAGUAACUAACUUGGUUUUUUUAAUAGGCUCAUAGGUAGAAGAGACUUGCUUUGUCUCAGAUGAGACUUUGGAGUUGGACAUUUGAGUUAAUGCUGGAAUGAGUUAAGACUUUGGGACUGUUAAGAAGGCAUGAUUGUGUUUUGAAAUGUGAGAAGUACAUGAGGUUUGGAAGGAGCCAGGGGUGGAAUGAUAUAGUUUGGCUCUGUGUUCCCACCCAAAUAUCAUAUCGAAUUAUAAUUCUCCAUGUUGGGGGAGAGACCUGGUGGGGAUAAUUGGAUCAUGAGAGUGGAUUUCCCCCUUGCUGUUCUCAUGACAGUGAGUGAAUUCUCACAAGAUCUGAUGGUUUAAAAGUGUAUGGCACUUCCCCUUUCUUUCUCUUUCCUGCUCUGCCAUGAUAAGACAUGUUUGUUUCCCCUCUGCCUUCCACCAUGAUUGUAAGCUUCCUGAUGCCUCCCAGCCAUGUUUCCUAUUAAGCCUGCAGAACUGACUACUAACAAUGAAGCACUGCUACCAUCCGGAGCCUCCUGAGAGUGAAGUGAAGAAAUAGUUUUCCAAAGAGAGAGAGAGAGAAGUCUACCUGACAGAAAUUGUGACCUUCCAUCCAGAAAGUCAGCAUUUAACAAUCCUUGUGAAAGACUGAAUAGGAGAAUAACACUCUGACUUCACUCCCCUCACACUCACCAAACUCGUGGAAGUGUCUUGUAUUGGUUAAACAACUGAAUGCUAGAAGACAAAGGAGCCAAUUGAUUCAGCUUACAAGAUGCUGGACUGGAGAUUGGCAAGUGCACAUUUCAUCCUGGCUGUGACACUGACACUGUGGAGCUCAGGAAAAGUCCUCUCAGUAGGUGUAACAACAACAGAGGCCUUUGAUUCUGGAGUCAUAGAUGUGCAGUCAACACCCACAGUCAGGGAAGAGAAAUCAGCCACUGACCUGACAGCAAAACUCUUGCUUCUUGAUGAAUUGGUGUCCCUAGAAAAUGAUGUGAUUGAGACAAAGAAGAAAAGGAGUUUCUCUGGUUUUGGGUCUCCCCUUGACAGACUCUCAGCUGGCUCUGUAGAUCACAAAGGUAAACAGAGGAAAGUAGUAGAUCAUCCAAAAAGGCGAUUUGGUAUCCCCAUGGAUCGGAUUGGUAGAAACCGGCUUUCAAAUUCCAGAGGCUAAUUGAUUCCAAUUAUGCAACUUCCUUGGGUGAAAUGUCACAGCAAUAUGGAAGAUGCUUCACUGAAGUUAUUCACACUUCUUAAUGAUUAAACUUUUAAGGAACUGACCUGCAAAUCCUUUCCAAAGCUUGAACUUCAGUCCAUCACAUUACAGCAUUGUUACCGCUUCAAUUAAAUUGUGUAAAUCAUUUUGAUGCACGUACAUUUUAAAAUUAUAUAUUUUAAUUAUUCAAGAAUGGUUAACUUCCCCUUAAACCUUACUUUUAAAAAUAAUAAUUAAAUACACAAUACAGUGAGAUGCCUUCUCUAUGGAUUUACCAUGCACAUGUUCGUAGUCAAAGAAUAAUAACAAAAGACAGAUUUGCUUCUGUAAAAUUUAGUUAUAAUCUGUCCAUUAUUGGGGAAUGAGGAAAGGCAAUGGUGUGUAUUUUCUGUUGAGUACUUUCACUUCCCUGUAUUCCAUUUUUCCAAGAGUCUGAUCGGUAAUAAUUAUGAAAUUAGGCUUCUCUUUUCAUAUUCAAGUUUCAGUCAUGUUCAGAAAAAUAAAACACAGCCCCAAUGAGCCUAUUGACUUAGAAUUAAGAAAGUGAAGGACAUUACUCAUUUGUCAAACUUAGAUAUCACUUGUCCCCUAAAAACUUUCCAUUUUUCUAAAUUCUGAUAGUUAAGAGCAGUAGUGUCUCAUUAGGAGGGGAGUAAGCUCACACAGAGGUAAAAAUGAAAGUAGGAGGGAAGUCAAAGAAUUACCACCAGAACAGGUUAGGAGCAGCUAAGCACACAUCAUUUUAGCUCAGUACAUUUCAGCAUAGUACAAUGUGAUCUUUUUGAUAUCUUGGAUUAAUCUAAGAAACUGUUUACUGUGUUUCAUAUAUUGGCUUAUUUGGCUUCAAUUGUCUUAUUAUCCUUAAUAAGCCAAUUGAAGAGCAUAAUGAUUUUGAGAAUGAUUUCUUAAAAAUCAUUCAGAUUAUUUUUGACUUAUUAAAACAUAAGUUUUCAUAUUGCAGAAAACUCAGUUCUCAGUAAUAACUAUGAUGUUACUGUAGCUUGGACACAUAGGCCCAUUGUGCAUUGGAUAUACUUUGAAAACACACAAAAAAACUUUCUAUGGAACAGAGAUUCAUAAGUUACUUAGCAGAAGUUUAUAAAGCAUCUGAAAAACACUUCCUCUGUAAACCCUAAAAAUCACUGUCUGAUAUGUGGGAGGAAAAAAGUUUUGGCCAGUAGAGCAAAGGCUUAUUUCAGCAUAAAAAGAGAGUGUUGUGAGUUGUGAGAAGGUGUCUUAAUUUUAAAGGAAGAGGAGAGAAAUGGGCAAUUGCUAAUCUUAACUAAAAAUUAAUGGACUUGUAUGAUCCAAAGAAUAAAAUAAACUCACAGAAACAUAAAAAUACAUUAGAAAAAGAGUUAAACUAAGAAAUUGACCUUUAUAAAGGACUAAUUUUUCAGUUAUCCAAUGUGCUUUUUAAAGAUAAAGUUUAAAAGAGGCAAAAAGAGGUGAAAGAAAUGAACAUGUGUACUUAGAAUAUAUAUAUUGGUUUUGUAUGUAACUUCUUAGUUUUUCUGGACAUUUUUCAAAUUGGAAGUCUUCAAAAUUAAUUUAGGAAAAAUAGUAAAUAAUUUUUUUUCAUUGUAAUAGAGGGCUGUAGCCAAGAGAAGUGAAUUUUGGGAAAUCUAACCAAUUCUUUUUUUCAUAAACUUGUGUUAGAAAGCUAGCAAUAGCACAUAGGGAAGUAUCCUGGAGGACUCAUGAUUUGAAAGAAUUAAGAAGUUGUGAUAUCCUUGUCUGCCUUUCCCCAACCUUGUGAUGAACUACAGAAAUGUUUCCUAUUGCUUAGAAGCUCUUUCUUUCCUUGUAUUCACAUUUGGAUAUUUGUAAGCUUCUAAUCCAACUGGGUUCUGCUUCGUAAUUGACAAAAGGUAUUAAAACCUACUUUAGCCUAAAACUUUCUCAUGGUAAAUAUUGGAAGUUGGAUUAUGCAAAUUGAUUUCCUCCAUUCUUUAUUUUUUAAUUCAAAAUUAGACUAUGACAUCCAACUUAAAAUAAGUCACAAUAUAGUGAUUUAUGCUAUAGUUUCAUGUGUAAUGUGUUUUCUCCUAAUAUACACACAAUUUCCAUUAAGGGAAGAAAAUGUUUUCUCCACUUACAACUCUAUUUUAUUUCAUAUUUUAAUUUUUACCACUACUUCAUUCAGAGUAGAAAAUAAGCCAGCAAUAUACUAAAUAAUGGGGCUAUUCUUUUAACAUAGCAGUAAAUUAAGACAGAAUUUUUGUUAAGAAUAUGACAAGUCAUCUCACUUACUUAUCCAAUGCAUUAGGUAUUACUAAUCCAACUAUAUUUCAACUUGAAGGGACUUUUUUGUUUUGUUUCAAAAUAAUGCAUUACUUUUUUUUCUUUGCUUCUGUAUGAAGCUUUAUAGAGCAAAUGAAUAUAUGCAUAUGGAGUUCUGGGUUCUAGUGUCAAUUACAUAAUCAAAUUUCAUAAAAGGAUGUUAGUUCCUGGCUAUGUUGUCCUAAAAUUUACACACACUAAAAAAUGUCUGUCAUGUUGUACCUUUAAUCUGUUCAUAGCUUUAGGGAAUUAAGUUUCUUAAACCAAAUUAUGAAAAAAUAACUUAAUGGAAUCUUCUAAAAGGAAAAAGUAUAAAAAGCUUUCUGAAUGAUAUUACCCCUUAUGCCUAAAGGCUCAAGAUGCUUGAAUACGGUUCAACUUUUCCAAAGUUAAUAAACAUGGGAUGAUGAAAGCA